AUGGCCUCUACAUCUCCCUUCUUUUUGUCGUUGAUAUUGGCAUUGCUCCUUACAUUAGUCACUGCUGUGGCUCCCAUUGUCGAUGUGUCCUAUAGCAGAUAUCAGGGAAAGGACAACGGGAACGGAGUCACAAGCUGGCUCGGUAUGAGAUAUGCGGCGCCUCCUAUCGGUGAUCUGAGGUUUAUGCCUCCUCAAGAUCCCAUAAGGUCGCGUCAAGUCAAAGAUGCAAGAAAGUUCAGGCUCAAGUGUGUCGGCUUGCAAGCAAGGCCGAGUUUGAUCGGUAAAUCGCAAUCAGAAGAUUGCCUAUUCAUCAAUGUCUUUGCACCUACAGAUGCUGCCAGAAUGGCCAGGCUUCCGGUCUAUGUCUUUAUUCAGGGAGGCGGCUUCAACGGCAACUCAAAACCUCAUGUCGAUGGUACUGGGCUCAUACAAGCAUCUGGCAUGAAAAUGAUCGUUGUGACACUCAACUAUCGAGUGUCAGUCUUCGGCUUCUUGUCUUAUGGCGAUAAGGUGCAACCCAACAUCGGCCUUCUUGACCAAAGAAAGGCAUUGCAGUGGGUUCAAAAAUAUAUCUCCAGGUUCGGAGAGCUAUAA
Messenger RNA from Fusarium pseudograminearum CS3096, 594 nucleotides. RefSeq lists its product as uncharacterized. NCBI's taxonomy places the organism in Eukaryota, Fungi, Ascomycota, Sordariomycetes, Hypocreales, Nectriaceae. The transcript is spliced from 3 exons. The record is from RefSeq and is a predicted model, not a curated record. The coding region runs from base 1 to 594 and encodes 197 amino acids.